AUGUAUGAGAAAUAUCAAGAUAUUAAGGAUGAUCUUCUUUAUGCCAUAUAUGAUAGCUUAGAUCCGUCUGAAUUUGAGGAGAAUUGGAACAAUGUAAUUGCAAAGUUUGAUCUGGGUGACAAUGGUUGGCUAGGAGGGUUAUAUCAAGAAAGAGAAAUGUGGGUUCCCGCAUAUAUGAGACACAUGUUUUGGGCGGGAAUGAAGACUACACAAAGAGUAGAGAGUAUAAACAGCUUCUUUGACGGGUAUGUGAACAAACACACUCGGUUGUAUGAGUUUGCGGAGAGGUAUUGUGAAGCAAUGGAGGUUCACGCAAAUGACGAGAAGGAGAACGACGCAAAUUCAGCCAGGUAUGUGAGGACACUUGAAACUGAUUUUUCAGUGAAAGCUAUAUACCAGAGGAUAUACACUGACAAUAAAUUUAAGGAGGUUCAAAGAGAGUGCAGUAGGUCCUUAUAUUUGAAUGUCCAGGGAAAGAAUGUAGUUUCAGAUAAUGUUUUGGAACAUUUUGUUCAAGAUAGGGUGUGGUUAGAGGUCCCAGAUAAAUAUAUUUUGAAGCGGUGGAGAAAAGAUGUUCAUAGAAAACAUACGAGGGUUAAGGUGGCUUAUCACGACCCUUCGAAAACAGAUGAGAUUCGUAGAUAUGAUUAUAUUUUUGACAAAUUUGUUCCAAUUUGUGAGAAGGCUUCAAAGUUUGAGGAGAAUAUUGCUGUUGUAGUAGAGUUGUUUGACCUCAUGAACUUGCGGGUUGAGGAGACAAGUGCGAUGGUAAUGAGGCGGAUGCUUGAAGGGGAUUUAGAUAUGACUCCCAACUCUGUGGUUAACAAGAAGAAUAACGAGUUGGGUCCUCCAUCUGUGGAGCAAUAG
Molecule: messenger RNA, 867 nt
Organism: Beta vulgaris subsp. vulgaris (sugar beet)
Lineage: Eukaryota; Viridiplantae; Streptophyta; Magnoliopsida; Caryophyllales; Amaranthaceae
Product: protein FAR1-RELATED SEQUENCE 1-like
Exons: 3
Coding region: 1-867 (288 amino acids)
Biological process (GO): regulation of DNA-templated transcription
Source: RefSeq, a predicted model, not a curated record